This is a messenger RNA of Arachis ipaensis, 1146 nucleotides long. Lineage: Eukaryota; Viridiplantae; Streptophyta; Magnoliopsida; Fabales; Fabaceae. The record is from RefSeq and is a predicted model, not a curated record.
AUGGCUACGAUAGCCGAUGCCCUUUCCCGUUUAACUAUCCCUCCUCAAACCGCACAAAACACCCAACAAGCUUCAACAUCAAGUAGUUUACCCUCCCAACCUCAACCCAACCCUAAGGGUAGCAUUAAUUCCAUUACCCUUAGGAGCGGCACUAAACUUGAUAAGAAUGUUGCUAUGCCUACAAAGUUGAGUGAAGAGACAAACAAUGAAGAGGUAGGAGAUAAAGUGGAGGUGAUGAGGGAUGAAGAUGAAGGUGUUGAUAAAAGCGAGAAGGAACCACCCAAGGUCAAGGAGCCAAAGAGAAAGACCUUGCUUGAAGAGCCUUUUCCCGUUCCAUUCCCAACUUUAGCCAAGAAGGCUAAGAAACAAGAAGAGCUUGACCCCAAUAUGGUGAAAGUUUUUAAGAAGAUCGAAGUCACCAUUCCCCUCUUCCAAGCCAUUCAACAAGUGCCCAAAUAUGCCAAGUUCCUUAAAGAUGUUUGUACUCACAAGGACAAGCUUGGCAACCUCAACACAAGGCCGGUAGAUGAUUCUAUCUCUUCUUUACUUCCUGAAAAAUGCAAUGAUCACGGCCUAUGUUUGGUCACUUGCUUAAUUAGUGGGAUGAAAUUUAUGGACUGUAUGUGUGAUCUGGGGACGUGCGUAAGCAUUAUGCCACUCCCCAUUUAUGAAAGAUUGAAUUUGUCACCCCUAAAGAGGUCUAGGGCGAGGUUUGUGCAAGCUGAUAAAAGUAUUGUGUUAGUUGUGGGGAUUGCAGAGAAUGUGCUAGUUAAUAUUCAAGGGUUGCUCUUUUCAGUUGAUUUUCACAUUUUGGAGACCCUUCCCAUUGACUCUAACAAGCCAUCGUCCAUACUCCUUGGAAGGCCAUUCUUAAAGACGGCCCGUUUCAAGCUAGAUGCACAUUCGGGAGUUUAUUCUUUCGAGUCAGAUGGCAAGUUGGUCAAGUUCACUUUGGAGGAGUCAAGCAAGCCCGUUCUUGAAGCUUAUUCUAUUUUUGGGUGUGACAUCGUUGAAGAUCAAGUGAUUGAGGAUGGGAAGGAACAAGAAAAAAAGGAUGUUGCCAAGAAGUCAAAUUCAAGGGAUCACACUCAACCCAAAAAUGCCAAGGAGUUGGAGAUUUUCCUCCUUGGUGAAGUUUCCAAGUGA